GCAACCCUGAGGCUGGAACUUGGCUCUCCCGCUGCAGCAGCCCCAGCAUGAAGGUCUCAGCAGCUCUGCUGUGCCUGCUGCUCCUAGCAGCUACCUGCAGCUCCCAGGCACUCGCCCAGACAGAAACAAAGCCCGCCCCGGCCACUUGCUGCUUGAGCUUUGUCCGGAAGAGGAUCCCCCCGCAGAGGCUGGUGAGCUAUCAGAAGACCAGCAAGGCCUGUGUCAAGGAGGCUGUGAUCUUCCGGACCAGACGGGACCUGGAAGUGUGUGCUGACCCCACGCAGAAGUGGGUCCAGGAUUCCAUGAGGGUCCUGGAUGGAGACGUCACUCCCUGAGGACUGCAAUUCUUCCGCCCACACGCAGAUGCGACCUGAGCAGGGGACAUAAUUGCUGCCUCUCCUCCAGCUGCCCAUGCACCCCCAGCCUGGUUUUCCUGUAACCUUCAAAUCCAAAUAGAAUGCUUUCUGUUUUAUGAU
Messenger RNA from Lepus europaeus (European hare), 476 nucleotides. RefSeq names its product C-C motif chemokine 2-like. Gene Ontology annotation, molecular function: CCR chemokine receptor binding; chemokine activity. Gene Ontology annotation, biological process: inflammatory response; cellular response to interleukin-1; lymphocyte chemotaxis. The transcript is spliced from 3 exons. Gene Ontology annotation, cellular component: extracellular region. Bases 48 to 335 code for a protein of 95 amino acids. The record is from RefSeq and is a predicted model, not a curated record. NCBI's taxonomy places the organism in Eukaryota, Metazoa, Chordata, Mammalia, Lagomorpha, Leporidae.